Molecule: messenger RNA, 2181 nt
Organism: Caenorhabditis remanei
Lineage: Eukaryota; Metazoa; Nematoda; Chromadorea; Rhabditida; Rhabditidae
Exons: 13
Coding region: 1-2181 (726 amino acids)
Source: RefSeq, a predicted model, not a curated record
AUGAUCCUUAGAUUUUCUGUUUUUCUCCUUUUCUUCUCAAUAUGCGUCACUUUUGCUGCCCGAAUCGAUUUACAAAAUACUGGAGGAGAUGAUUCAGAAGAAGAAGAACUCGAUGAGCAGUUCACUGAUAAGAAAUCAAAGUCAAUGUAUGAAUUUUUAUAUAAGAGAUUGAAUCAAGAAGUUGUACCAAAGAAGAGAUUGGCGCCAGCUGUCUACACAAUUCCUGGACCGCAAGAACCUCUGCCUGGACGUUCCCAUCCUGGAGACUACUGGCCAGUAUUCCCGUUCCAGAAUCAAUAUUCCGGAGGUCUUGAUCUCGAUCCUUCGAUUUCUCGCCACAUCGGAGGAGAUUUAAAUAUUGCCGUUCCAUCAUGGGGUAUUCUUGAUAUUUAUGGACGUUUCUUCAACAGAAUUCACGAUACAACAUCCAAGUUUGGUUAUGUUAAUCAUCCAGUUAAUAUGAUGGAUUUGGAGAAGGAGGACUUUGUGAAAUUGAUGAGUGAUCCAGCGAUGCAUGCUAAUAGAAAUGCACAUCCAACACUUCCACUUGGAAAGUUCGGAAAGACAUACGUUCCAAUGUCUUGUAAACCACCAUUGUGUAAUCCUUAUCAGAUGAACUUUGGACUUGGAGUUGAACACGAUUGGGGAGGUUCUGAUGGAGUUGAAGGAGAUAUUGAUGUUCCGAUUCCAAUCUCAAAGGGAAUGGCUUACAGAAUGCCUUUUGGAGGAAAAGUGUAUUACAACCGCGAAAAUGUCACAGUCACCUAUGGUCAAAACUUGGGUCCAAUCGAGCCUUUCUCCAGUUUGUUCGACUAUCAAAAACACAGAGAUCCUGCUUUGAGAAUACCGAGAAGGUGGACGAGAAGCAUUCGAGAACCAGAACCGGUUAUGAUGCAGAGACCGAUGAGGAAUAUUGUGAUGCCUGGAAUGGAGUACAUGCUACAGCAACCAAUGGAACACUUUGCACAGUAUCCAUAUGUACAGAAAGUUCCGCAACACUGGAUUCAACCGUAUCCAUAUUUCCCUCAGAGACAGAUGUAUCCAUCGAUGAUGAUGCCAUCCCAGAUGAUGCAUGGACCGGUGCUUUUUCUUUUGAUUUUUCUUGCCUAUGUCGACUCGAAAGCCAAGUUAGAUCUUCAAAAUCAAGGAGAAGUUGAAGAAGAAGAUGAUGGUGAUAAUGAUGAUGGACCGAAUGGAAAAGAUGUUUAUUCCUUCCUUGCAAGCAGAAUGAAACAAGAUCUCGGAUUGAAGAAAGUGAAGAAAGCGAGUAUUUAUAAAAUACCAGGGCCCCAAGAACCGCUACCCGGACGUUCUCAUGACGGAGACUAUUGGCCAGUAUUUCCAUUCCAGAAUCAAUUCUCUGGAGGAGUGGAUCUCGAUCCUGCUAUUUCAAGACACAUCGGAGGGGACAUGAACUUUGCAGUUCCAUCGUGGGGUAUGCUUGACAUUUACGGACGUUUCUACAGCAGAACCCAAGACACAAUGACAAAAUUCGGAUAUUUGAAUCACCCAGUCAAUAUGCUGGAUUUGGAGAAGGAGGACUUUGUGAAAUUGAUGAGUGAUCCAGCGAUGCAAGCUAAUAGAAGAGCUCACCCAACACUUCCGUUGGGUAAAUUUGGAAAACAAUACAUGCCAAUGUCUUGCAAGCCGCCUCUUUGUAAUCCAUAUCACAUGAACUUUGCGCUUGGUGUUGAACACGAAAUUGGAGGUUCUGAUGGAAUGGAAGGAGAUCUUGAUGUGGCUGUGCCAAUGUCAAAAGGUGUCGCGUAUCGAUUCCCAUUCUCUGGAAACUUGUAUUACAAUCGCGACAACGUGACAGUUCACUAUGGUCAGAAUCUGUCGCCGGUCGAUCCAUUUGCAAGUUUAUUCGGUUAUCAAAAGAACAGAGAUCCGGCUCUUGCGAAUGCAGUUCCUCGAAGAUGGCCAAGAAGUAUUCAAGAAGCUCCUCCUGCUCAAAGACACAUGGGUCAAGUGGAUUCACGAACUCAACAAAUGUAUGAGCUCCCGUUCCAAAUGGGAAUGAUGCCCAUUAUGAAUAUACCUCCAUUUUACAACUCAUUCCAAGAAGAGUAUCGACCAAUGGUUGCGAUGAGAAGAGCUCCUCCGAGAAGAGUUCGAAGACGAAUAGUUUAUGAUCCGAGCUUUAACAACCCCAACUUAUAUCCCACUCCUUAUUUCUAA